Bactrocera oleae (olive fruit fly) is the source of this 11236-nucleotide messenger RNA. The record is from RefSeq and is a predicted model, not a curated record. NCBI's taxonomy places the organism in Eukaryota, Metazoa, Arthropoda, Insecta, Diptera, Tephritidae.
UAUACAUAUAUUUGAGUAUAUAAAAAAAUAUGUUAUAUAUUAUGUUGAUAUUUUGAUACAAAACUACUGGGAAAAUUUUCAGAUUCACAAUUUUUAAAAGGGCCUCGACGGACUGCAGUCCUUCUCGAAACUCGUGAUAACUGAUGCAAAAUAAGAAUAAUCCUAUGUGCGCAAAAUGGCGGACGUGUAAAAAAACGAUUAAAUUCUACAACUUGCGCUACUUAUUACGUAUAUAAGAGAUAAGGGUAGUAUUGACCAUUAUCUCUUUUUGGCUUUACUACAAAUUGUUAACAGAAAUAAGUAAAGCAGGGCUAAAUUCUAAGUUCGGGUGUAACCGAACAUUUUAUACUCUUGCAACUAGCAAGGAUCAAAGCCGGCUAAAUAGUUUCAGGUGUUGACAAUAUUAAAAAAAUUAGCGAAAGGGUUCAACUUCAUUGUUUGAAGAAAUCGUGAAUGAAUUACAUUUAUAUUUGGAGUCAUAUUAACUUAUUUUGAUUUUCACAUUUGACUCACUCAGUUUUAUUGUUAUAUUUUACUUACCAUCAGCGAAAAUUGUGCUUGAAUUAUCCUCCAAUGAAAUAUAUGUAAUAUAAACUCAACUGAAGGGUUGAUGUGAAAAACGUCAACCAAAGAAUCGAAAUUCAUUAUAUUAGUGAGAUGAGGUUUCGAGCAAGGGCAAUUUCAUUUAUGUUAUAUAAACCAUUAUUAUAAUUUUAUAACUUCUAAGAAAAUGUGCUCACUUAAUUUCAUUAAAAUAUCACACAUUUCGACCAACCUAAACUGUUUACAGUCAGGUUACAGGAAAUAUUGGAAGUGCUGAUUGCAUUAAUUUUUGAUAUUGUUCAGGUAUACCUGAGAACUUAUUUUUAAGCAAUUUUAUAAAUUUAAACAUAGAAAUAUAUAUGGAGUAAAGUCAGCCGUGUUUCAAAAUCGUGAAUAUCAGUUAUAUGUGGGCUAAGGCAAGUUUUCGCCCGAUUUUAUCCAUUUUAGGCACAAAGAUACAUUGUGUUUAGACUAUAGUUAAAAUAACUAGGACGAUAUACAUAUGUGGUAGUCAACUGGAAGUGCGAAAAUCUUUAUAUUAGGUAUAUGGGGACUAAGGGAAGUAUUGAUCCGAUUCAACCCAUUUUGGAAACAAAGGUAUAAUAUUAUCAAAAAAAUAUUUUCCCCGAAUUUCAAUAACAUCUUUCACAGAUUGAACGACAUUUUCGGCAAAAACUCACCACACUCAUUAAGGUCCACAUAUUCGGUAUGGGGGGGGGGCUUGAACAGUUAUGGCCUAAUUUUGACAAUUUUAAGACUCGAGAUGCCUCAAAGUUACUAUUUGUGCAAAAUUUUAUUCGAAUAUAUUCAUUGGUGCUUGAUUUGCGUACUGCAAAGUGAACGAAUCCUGGAAUUUAAAAUUGUGCUAUAUGAGAAGUAGGCGUGAGUAGGUCCGGAGAUAUGUGACUUUACCUAAAUGUGGGUGGUAUCACACCCAUCGUUCAAUUUUGACCCCGGCUCUUACAAAGUCCUCUUGUACCAUCCUGGGUGUUAAAUUAAAUACCUUUAGUGCAAUCAAUAACUAUUGAUUUAUGGCGUUUAAGUAAGUUUUAACAAAAUCGUUAAAUGGGGAAAGGGCAGGGUUAUAAGUCGAUUUUAUAUAUUUUUAGCCCAACUCCAUUCAUGUUCAGAGCUAAACUAAUUUUAUAAUUAAACUUUUCCACUUAAUUUCUUUAAAAUAUCACACGUUCUGAUCAACCUAAACGGUUUAAAGUGGGGUGGAAAGUCGGAUGCACUAUACAGGGUAUAUUAGGGUCUGGGCUUGUUGGAUUAACCCUUGACCAUUGCUGAGGUAUACUCAAGAACAUAUUUUCAAACAAUUGUAUAAAUAAAUAGUUCACACACUGAUGUCGGACAGUUCGGCAUAAGGUUUGUUAGAAUAACAAAAAUCAUUAUAUAAUAUAUAGUAUAUGAGAGUGUGGGUAAUUCGUGAACCCAUUGACAUAUUUUCGGCAUUAAACUAUAGUAUAUCCAGUAUGAUACGUUCAGGUAAUUUUGCCACGAUAUCUUACAUAUUAACCGAUAUAUACGGUAUAAAGUCACCCGGAAGUCCGAAAUUAUUUCUAUCAGGUGUACGGGGGUGAAGGUAAUUAUUGAUUCGAUUUAACCCAUUUUUGACAUACAGGCAUACUAUUAUCAGAAAAGGAUUCUCUCCGAAUUUUUAUAAUAUAUCUCACAAAUAACAACCGAUAAGUUCGCAAUAGGAACUGUGGUCCAUAUAUUCGCUAUCUGAGGACUUGAAUAGUUUUGGACAAUUUUUGGUCAUAAGGUGGCGCAGAAACUAUUCGCCCAAAGUUUUAUAAGGAUCCAUUCAUUGAUUUUUGAUUUAUAUACUGGAAAGAUGAAAUUUAAAAUUGUGUUAUAUGGAAAGUAUGCGUGGUUUUUGUAAUGUAAGAAUAUCAGGAUAAUAGUACCUACCGAAUUUGGUUGAAAUCGGUCGAGUAGGUCCGGAGAUAUGGCGGUGCAAAGCCCUCUUGUACCAUCUCGGAUGUAAAAUUGUAUGUCUCUGACGCAUUCAUUUAUAUAAAUAUUUAUCGCAUUUUUGGUAGUUUUUAACAUAACCGAUAUAUGGGAAGUGGACGGGGUUAUAAUCCGAUUUCAUUAUUGAUAUGGGGGUUUAACUAAAAUCUGAACCGAUUUCGUUCAUAUUUAACUCCCAAACCCUAAGAAGUUCUGGACUGAUUUCAUUUAAUUUUGGUAUUAUACCAAAUUAUCCUUGAGCAAAUAUUUACAUUGUCUGAUCGGUAUAGAGUCAAUUAGAAUACCGAAAAUCUCUUUAUUAGGUACAUACUUAGUCCUGCCAUAAGUACUGUUACAAGUUCAGGCCGUUAUAAAAAUUAAAAUAUAAUAAUUUAUUUUAAUAAAGUUAACUUUAUAAUUUAAUGCAUAUAUUAAAUGAGCGAUGUAUAAAAUUGUAUUCGAAAUGACUUUACACAGUGAUCAAUAACAGUACGCACAGUGUCUAUUAGUAUUGACGACGCUGCACAAAACAAAAAUGUUUUGAGACUCUCCAAAUAUGAGUGGUCAUGUUCUCCAGUUCUGAUCAAAACCUGUAUUUCAAUGGAUUAAAAUAUGCAGCUAUGAAACCAGGAAUAUUGCUUUUAAGCCAUUAGUGGGUGCUUUUUGCCUUAUGCGCUGAGCAGAUUCUUGCUGGUAGAUCCAGAGCUGGAUGUUGGCCAACCCCUGGAAUAACAUUUUGUAGGCCUUUGAAAAGUUUUGCGUAGAUUUUUCCGUUUUGCUAAUUAAAAACGUCUUCAACAGUGAAAAUAUUUUAAUUCGUAAAAAGGAUAAUUUCAUGAACGUUGACCGCGUGACACCUAAGAAGUGGCUUGUAUCUUUUGAGCCUAAUCAGCUUCAAGUAGGUUGCCAGAAGAUGACCAGUUGAUCGACGGUAGGCUUUCAUGUGGAGAUUAUCUCGAAUAAGUCUUGAUGUUGUUCUAGUGGAUGUAUCCACUUCCCUUGACAAUUUUCUGUUUUCUGAGGAGAUUUGCGAAUGCGUUCGCAAACAAUGUUUAUGGCUGAAUUGGUUCGAACCACGCGAGAACGAGCAAUUUUCUUUCUGUCAUCAAUUGUAGACUUUUGGGGAAAACCAAUAUAGCGGUAAAAAAGCUCAUAAAUUUCACACAAUUAUGUACAUAAAGCAAACUCCGCCAUACGAUUUUCUUUAGCUUCCCACUCCAUUGUUAAUAAGCGAAAGGAAACACUGAAUUGAUUGACACUGCACACAAAUUAUAAUAAAUAAACGGUUUUUUUUUGGUGGGCUUGCCCUCGGUUUAUGCUUUGUAAACUUUGUAACAGAAUUUAUGGCAAUACUAUAUAGAUUAUAUGUAUGGAGCACCCACACUAAGUUUCAUCCAAAUAUCUCAAUUUUUACUCAAGUUAAUGGAUAGCACGGACAGAUGGGCGAACAGUCAGACAUACGGAAUUCAAUUCGUUUCAUCAUUCUGACUAUUUUGAUAUACAUAUAUACCUGUCUAUGUUAUAUCUCUAGGUGAACAAAACUAUUACACUCCGUGCAACAUUUCACGAGAGUAUAAAAAGCGUAUUAUAUUAUUACAGCGAGAUCAGAAUAAGGUUUUUGGUUUAUAGAAAUCAUCAUGCAUAAGAAAGCAAUUGCACUGUAAAAUGUACUUUUGUUUUUUAGGAAGCAUACAUAGUUUAUUUAAAGUUUUUAAUUAUAUUUGUGAAGGGAAUAUGUGUGCCCAUGUAUGUGUGUAUAUGUAUGUAUGUACACAGAGUACAAACGCAAUGUCUUAUCGUAAACGUUAAAUUGGAACAACUAUGUUUUAAAUACAUUCAUUUGUAUGUGUGCGUACAUAUAUCCGCAUACGCAUGAUCCCACAUAAUUCUGUUGUUGUGUUCUGCUAUUAAAGGUACAUAACUGUUUUGAAGUUUUGCCGACGCUGCAAAUUUUUGAGAACCAUGAACAGAAAGAAUUCAACACAGGGUAAUCUUGAAGCCCUUUAUAUCAGCUAUUAGUAGUCUUUGUAUUAUUAUUGUUUCUGUGUCUGUUCUAUGUUCACUAAAAAAACAUUUUUCAUUAGUUUGUGCAGUAAAAAGCUUUAAUGUCACAAUACAGCUUUGUCUUGAAAUGCAAAUACACCGACGAGACUAAUAAAAAUCUUUGAAAACUAACACUCUUUUUUGUGUUGGAGAGUUCGAAGUGCUACCAAGCCAGCAUAUUUAAGUUCAAUAACUAAUUCAAGUUUUCCUGGUUGCUGGCAUACACAUAUCUAAAACCAGGUGAUGUAUUGCAGCAUUAUAUACUUGUAUAUACGUACAUACAAAUAUAUAUAUACAGCUAUGGACAUAUAAUUAGCACAUUUUUUAUGGCUACUUUCUGGUGUUACAGUUUUAGUCUUAACUUCAUUUCAUAGGUUUUCAAUUGGAUUCAAGUCAGAGCUUUGGGUUGACCAAACCAAAAAAUUGAUCUUCUCUGCAGAAAAUCAAUUUUUUACAGCUUCGAGGCGUAUUUGUGACUGUUAUAGUGCAUAAAUUUCUAUUUAAUUUGCAUGGAACACGCCUACACCAUGCCAAAAAAAUACUCCCAAAACCCUAAUAUUUCCGCCACCAUACUUUAGCAUCUUCUGACUGAACUUAUAAUUCUUAGCAUUUAGGGCUAUGGACACAUAUUUUGCCAUCUGCUCCUAUCCUAUUAACCUUUGUUUUGUCACUUCGAAUACAUUUUUCCAAAAAUUUAAGCAUUUUUUUGAUCAGUACUGGCUAAGAUCGCCCGAAAAACUUUGCCUGAUUAAAACAUCUCCUGUAAAAAUUAUAGGAUAUUUUUAACCCAAUGAUUGAUUAAUAUCGGCUGCUACCUGUCGCAACAAAAAAUUACGUGUAUCUAUUUCUGCAAAGUAAUCUGUGCCAUUUAUGGCCAAUUCACAUAGAACUUUUGCUUCAACAUAUUGACUGAUAGAUGUGUUUACUGUAAAGUAAUAUAGGGUAGAAUUUUUAAGCUUGUUAUAUGGUGAGUAGGCGUGGUUGCCAACCGAUUUUGCACAGUGUAUGAAAGAAAUGAUGGGGUUACCUCACACACUCAAUUUGUGGGAGGGCACGCCCAUUGUCCAAUUUUUACGCCGGCUCCCAUUAAGCCCUUCCCAGCCAUCCUGGCUAUGAAAUUUAAUGUUUCUGGCUCUUUUAUUUAGUAAGUUAUCGCUCUUUUAAUAAUUUUCAACACAACCGUUAUAUGGCGAGUGGGCGUGACAGUGUAUAAAGAAGUGCUAAAAAUACUUAUUUUCAGCAAGUUUGGUUGAGUAGGUUCAGCGGUUUGGAAGAUAUGUACACGGGCGGAGGUUUUCGUUUAAUGGCGUUUUGUGCGCGUGGCAGUGGUACGAUUAUGCCUAUCUGCAAUACAAACCCCCUUGGGUGCCGAGGAAUACGUGUACCAAGUUUCAUCAAGAUAUCUCAAUUUUUACUCAAGUUAUCGCUUGCACGGACAGACGGACAGAUAGUCACUCGGAUUUCAACUCGUAUCGUCACCCUGAUCAUUUAUAUAUACAGUACAGUACAGUACAAUACAACUCUGGUUCGGCAGCACCACAUUAAAUGCAAAAUCUUUACAUUUUUAUCAACUUUCAAAAUUUUUAGAAUUUUUAUGAAAUCAAACUUUGUGCCUUUUAUGUGUCCAUAGCUGUAUAUAUGCUCAUAAAUAUGUGCGUAUGCACUGGUAUUUAUGGGUUGUAGGUAUAAACUAUAGAUUUUAUAAAGAGAGAGUGAAAAAGGUCGAGUUCACACGCACACAGACCCAUACCUAUGUACAUCAUAUACAUAUGUAUCUAUGAGCAUACAUUUGUACACUGGUUCUUCGGUUUGCACGCUUAAGUAGAACAUAUGAGUGCAAAAAGGGUAAAUUUUUCAUAUAAAAAUGCUUAUUGGAACCAAAUAUUGAUAAACCCAAGCAAUAAAGUGAUAAACGAUCUUUCUUAUGUAGAAAUUGAAGAUUUAUAUUAAUAAAUACAGACAUACAUAUGUACAUUGGGGUGGGUCAAAAAAUCCAAUAUUUUUUUUAUUCGCUUGGUAUUGUGAAAAAUAAGAUGAUAGACAUGUGUUGAAUUCCAAUCAUUGGUAAAAUUUUUUUUUUUUUAAUUUUAUGUGAUUUUUCUUAAAAGUAGUACAAAAUAAAUUUAAAAGAUGACAAACGAACCCAAUUCGAAAGGAAAUUUUAUUUACAAACUUAUUUUUAUAAUGGAUAUCAGAUUCAGGAUUGUGUUAAUUCAUAUUUUAAUUAUCAGAAAUAUUUUUGUUAAAGCUUCUAUGAGUUUCCUAAGACCGGAUUGACUAUCUGUGUAAUCGUUCAUCUCUUGCUUAGACAUAGGGCUAAUGAAUUUUAACUUAUGAAUGUUAGUUUCCAUGCUAGUUCCUGCUCAACAACACAACCCAAGCAACUGUAGAUUUUAGAGACUUGCCAAGGAAAUAGUAGCGUUUACAAUAACACUCUGGAAUACUUUUACGUGAGCACAGCCAGUGAACUGCCAAACGCAACGUUUACAUGUUUUUUACGUAACACUCGUCAAUUUGAUUGUAACAAUAAUAACAACAGAUAUAUUAACGAUCCGUAUGACUCACAGAACCUGAACUGCAGCAAUAGUAACGAUUCCUUAGUCUAUAUCAACAAUCAGAGUCCACAUCAAUACCUUAACAAUCACCUGCGAUAUUUGCAACAACAACAGCAACUAUAUAUUCAGCAACAACAACUGCUAAUAGAACAACAGUACCUCAGCCAACUUCAUAAUAUACAACAUCAUCGUCAGCGCUACGAUUACUAUAAUCAGCGCUACCGCCUGUCGUUGCCAGUGUUGCCACGCGUCCAACUGCAACUGCAGCAACAGCUAGUACGACCUGUGCAGCCUGUACAGCAUACAACACUAACGCUGUUACCGUCUCAGCAGCAGCACCAACAGCCUUUGACGGCAUCAUCAUCAUCAACAGCACUGGUGCACAACGAAGAGGAGAGCGCCGUCGCUGUCGCUGUCGCCAACGUCGUCGCUCCCACUCCCGCGUCCACACCCGUAGCCGUAUCUGCCUCCUCUGUCGCCGUCAUCGCCGCCUCUGGUGCGUCCUGUACACAGCCGCAGCCGCUUCCGCAGCCGCAGCAACCAUUCACCCUGUUACAACACACACAAAUGUCAAAUAAGCUAAAUCCGAAACGCCGCGAAGGUCCGAUCACUACCGGUACCGGCACAACAUCGGCCGGCAAUACAUCCUCAGCUGCAAAUACAUCCUCCUCAUCUAGUUCAUCAUUGUCGUCCGCCGGAGGCGGUGAUGGUGGUAUGUCUGCCGAUCUAACUUCAUUGUUUGAGUGUCCGGUGUGCUUCGAUUAUGUCUUGCCACCUAUAUUGCAAUGUUCUAGUGGGCAUUUAGUAUGCGUAUCGUGCCGCUCGAAACUCACCUGCUGCCCAACAUGUCGCGGACCAUUGGCAAACAUACGCAAUUUGGCAAUGGAGAAAGUCGCCUCAAAUGUGAAAUUCCCGUGCAAACACUCGGGUUAUGGUUGUACAGCUUCGCUUGUUUACACAGAAAAAACCGAACACGAAGAGACAUGCGAAUGCCGACCAUACCUGUGUCCAUGCCCGGGUGCAUCGUGUAAGUGGCAAGGCCCAUUAGAUCUGGUCAUGCAACAUUUAAUGAUGUCACACAAAAGCAUUACUACGCUACAGGGAGAAGACAUUGUCUUUCUCGCCACUGACAUCAACCUGCCCGGCGCUGUCGAUUGGGUUAUGAUGCAGUCUUGCUUCGGCCACCACUUUAUGUUGGUGCUUGAAAAGCAAGAGAAGUAUGAUGGACACCAGCAAUUCUUCGCAAUUGUGCAGUUAAUCGGCUCGCGGAAAGAAGCCGAGAAUUUCGUCUACCGUUUGGAGUUGAAUGGCAACCGUCGACGCCUCACUUGGGAGGCUAUGCCGCGAUCCAUACAUGAAGGUGUUGCAUCUGCUAUUCACAACUCCGAUUGUCUGGUAUUUGACACAUCGAUUGCGCAACUGUUUGCGGACAACGGGAAUCUUGGCAUUAAUGUUACCAUUUCGAUUGUCUAAAAGAAUCAACAUACACAUACACAAAAAGAGAGAGAAGACAAGGACAGGGAAUAUUUGUAGAAGAUAAGAAAUAGUAGAAGGGGGAGGGUGCGACUUGGAUUUUUCAAAUGUGAGGGAGUGCAAAACCCGAUAACAAGCUUCUGCGAAAUAGGACAAAAAUAAGAAGUGUGCGCACAUAGUUACAUCUAUGAUAAAAGUGGGUUCAAGCAUCUAUUCAAAUAACCUAGAGAUAACAAACAAUAAAUGCGAAAGGCAGAAAUUGGAUUUUUUUUACCAAAAAAUGUAUAUAUUACAAGCUGGCCGGCAGAGUGGAAAACUUUAAAUAAAAAAUACACACAUUUUUACAUUUUAAAUUAAAGCCCUGAAUUAAUUUCUAAUAAAUGACAAUUGCAAGGUUUGACCUUAUUUAAUGUUCGUGGAUCACUGAUCAUGAAAAUCAAAAUUUUCACCUAAUAAUAAAAUAUACAUUGUGUACAUAUAUAAAAUGAAUUUGGUUUUGCUGGUAUCCCAUAUUUUUUUAAGCACAUAUAUAUUUGUAACCUUGUUCCAUUUUGCGAAGCUUGCCGAAUAUUGCAGAAAGCGUUUUUAAAACGAUUUCAUAAAGUCAAGGCUUCAUUUGUUUCCUAUUUUUAUGUUAUUCUUCUAAAUCUUAAAUAUAUUUAAUGUAAUGUAAUAACAAAAGAAAACUACUGGUUUAAUUUAUUAUAAUACGACACAAUGUUGCUUUAUCAUCCUAUAAUUUCAUGGCAAAACGAAUAUGUAAGAAGGUACAAACAUACACUCAGAAUAUGAAUAAAUAUGUACCCGAAUUUUCAUUUACUUUAUCCAUUCGAAAACUUAAUUCAUAAUUCUUUUUAGUCUAAAGUGACUAGUUUUCUUCCCCUUUAAGAGAAAUAUGCAAACAGGUUAAAAAAGUUUACAUUCAGAUUGCUUAUAGGCGUAGUAUUUAAUCAAAAAGCUGGCAUAUUGAUCCGAGCGGAGUUAACUUGAAAUAUUUAUUUCAAUUGUUUGAAAGUAAUAAAAUAAUGUAGAUAUUUUCGGAGAUCUUUUUAUCUUCGACUACAAAUCGUUUUAACGUAUACCCGGUGGAUCUUAAACAUUUCUUAAAUAUGCAAGUGAGACACAGCAAUGAUAAUCGUUAGAAAAAUAAUAAAUGUGCUGGGAUAGUUUAAAAAUAGUUCUUUUGCCUCAGAAAUUUAUAAAAUAAGAGUUUCCGUAAAAAUCUGAAAUAUUGUUAAAAUUUAAUGCAGUUUUAAAUAACCUAUAUUCUUCGAUACACUAACUGCUAACUUUAAUAUUUCUCUACAUUAUAUUAAAUGUUAAACUUUUAUUAAAUUACCAGAGACAUAAUACAUAAUACAAAUGCAAGUUAUUUUUUAUAAUUGGUCAUUGCUGACCUAAAUUACAUAAAUGAAUGCAUUUGGGCCUGUUUGCACUAAUGAUCGAUAAAAAAUAAAACCAAAAAGGACGUAAAGCGAAACAAGACGAAAAACCUUAAUUGCGGAAUGUGUUAAUAGUUUGUAAAAUAAUUGUAGACACCAACUUUGCAACUGAGGCAAAAAUUUAAGAACAGAUACGAUAAUAUUAGACAAACUUAAAUAUAGGUAAGAAUAUGCCAAUUCAUAUAUAGUGAAUCUCAGUUUAGAAUCAUCGUAUUAAAAAUGUGCAUACCAACAUACAUGUUUAUUACAUGUCUGCAUGUAUUUUAAUUUGAUCUUCGCUGACAUCUAAAAAGUAAUGUACCUAUCUACCAUAUUUACUAUAUGGUCAGGGAGAAUUUUCCACAAACAAAUGGACAUAUUUAAAUGUAUGUUCCUAUUUUCAUACUGGAUUUCUGCUUUUUUCCAACUGGGUAACUUUCAUCGUAAACACACGUUUUUCCCCCAAAUACAUAACAUCUAUAUAUGUUUGUAUGUUUGUAUUUUAGCGCUCUGUACAGCAACUGUACAAGCGAAUUUAUAUGAAGAUAUUUUAAAAUUAAAAUAUACAUAACUUAAGCUAAACUUAUGUAUACUGAAAGAUGUAGUUAUUCUGUAAUAGGUUAGUCGAUCUCUAAAUUAUGAUUGAUGAUAAAUACUGAAGACAUUAAAAAUAACAGUAAUAAAAUGAAAAGCGUAAAAAAUCAUAGAAAUGUGAAAAAUCAACACUAGUUUAAUUUCAUUUAAUUUUUAGUGCUCCUAUGUGACUUGUAAAUUAUCAUUAUCUAAUAUCUCAUUAAAUAUACGCAUGGACAUUUGUAACUGAAUAUUGUUUUCUUUCCAAUUAUCACACCUCAAUAUGUUUUAACACUUUGCCAUUGCAUGUACUUAUUUAAAAAAUGGUUAAAUAAAGUUGCUAAUACCCAAUACAUAUGUAUCCCCCACUAUAUGUUAAUAUCUUAAACCAACAACUGAAAACGAUUGACAGGUAUCUUUAAAAUUUUCACUGUUUAAUUAUUUUCGACUUUUUAAUUUGUUAAUCUCUAUUAGUAAAUCGAAUUAAUGUAAAAUUAAAGUGCAUAAAUAUAAGGAAACAUCAGCUACAUAGAUAAGACAACAAUCACGGACUUUUAAAACACGAAAGUACGAAAUGAAGGUCUUGAAAGUUCGACUACAGUGCAUGUAAACAUACAACAUGUGUUUAAACAUUAAAGUGAUUAGAGAAAAUAAAACUUUUAAAAUAAA